AUGGCCAUCGACGAGCUAAGAUCUCUUGAGAAGGGUCUCACACGGCGUCUUGAUCUCACAUUGAUGCCCUCGGUGUUCAUCUUAUUCCUCCUGAAUAUCCUGGAUAGAAACAACAUAGCAAGCGCCAAGAUCACAGGUCUUACAGAAACACUCAAUAUAACAAACGCCGAGUACAACACUUGCUUGCUGAUGUUCUACGUCGGUUACUGCAUCACCCAGGUUCCUUCAAAUCUCAUUAUUGGGAAAGUCAGACCUUCUUACUACAUCUGUUUAAUCACUUCUUUGUGGGGAGUUCUCUCCAUGUGCCAAGGCUUCACCGCCAAUUUCUCUCAGCUUGCUGCUGUCCGUUUCAUCCUUGGUCUGGUGGAGGCUCCCUUCCUACCUGCUGUCUUCGUUUUGAUGUCCUGUUGGUAUAAUAGAAAGGAGCUGCCUCCAAGGAUUGCUAUCCUGUACGGCGGUAAUAUGCUUGCUACCGCAUUCUCGGGACUGAUUUCUGCGGGUAUCACCUCGGGCAUGGAAGGCAAGGCAGGAAGACCAUCGUGGGAAUGGCUUUUCAUCAUUGAAGGUGCCAUGCCUGUUGUCAUUGCGCUGCUCCUUCUGCCAUUACUUACAGACUAUCCACUCCAAAGCAAGCAUCUCUUCAUCUCACGAGAGCACCAACUCUACGCCGAGUGGAGAAUCCGCAAAGAAAACGCAGGCAUUGUUGACGAGGACCCGGAGUCGAUCUUUUGGGGACUUAAACAAGCUCUCAUCGACCCCAAGCUCUAUCUCUUCAUCGUUCAGCAAAUGGCGUUGAUUACUGCCCAAAGCUUCAAUAAUUUCUUCCCCUCGAUUGUGGGAACCCUGGGAUAUGGCCAAACAAGAACACUCCUCUUGACGUCCCCGCCAUACUUCUUCGCCUUCAUCGUGUCACUGUGUGUAUCGUUCCACGCAUCGCAUAAAGACGAACGUGGCUAUCAUAUCGCUGUUCCGAUGAUCUUUGCCCUGCUUGGUAAUCUUUUGGCCAUGUUCGUGCCAUCCCUCGGAGGAAGAUAUUUUUCCAUGUUCCUCAUGACCUCUGGCUCUUAUGCGCCAUAUAACCUCUGCGUAAGCUGGCUCAGCUCUUCUCUACCACGACCUAGAGUAAAGCGUGCGGCCGCUCUCGCCAUUGUCAACUUCAUGGCCGCAGGCGUUGCGCACUUUUACACAAGCUACAUGUUCCCUGAUAGCCAGAAGCCGAGGUACUACGCCGGUGGCACGGUGAUGUCCGGGGCGUGUUUGGUAUGUGCCGGCGUAGCUUUGUCAAUCAAGUACUACCUCAAGAAACAGAAUGGGAAGUUCGAAGAAGAGGAGCGCUUGGGCGUUACGAACCAUAGCCAUAUCAAAGGCUCAAAACUUGGGCACGGUGGUGAAGGGGUUGUCUCCUUUCGAUACGUGCAUUAG
Messenger RNA from Colletotrichum godetiae, 1422 nucleotides. RefSeq names its product major facilitator superfamily domain-containing protein. Lineage: Eukaryota; Fungi; Ascomycota; Sordariomycetes; Glomerellales; Glomerellaceae. Bases 1 to 1422 code for a protein of 473 amino acids. Gene Ontology annotation, molecular function: transmembrane transporter activity. Gene Ontology annotation, biological process: transmembrane transport. The record is from RefSeq and is a predicted model, not a curated record. The transcript is spliced from 6 exons. Gene Ontology annotation, cellular component: membrane.